GUUGCUGACGUCAAGACUCGCGGAUGCGCAGAGUUAUUCCGCGUGUGAGAACAUUUUUUUUCUCUGCCCCCACUGCACCAAACACGAGCUUGUGAGAAAGGCGGUUGGCAUCCAUUAUUUCAUCGCUUACUGUCUUUCUGUUCCCGUCGGUCGCCUCGCUUGUUCUUGUUACAUCAAAAUUUCCCCAUAUUAUGGCGAUCAAGGAGGAGAAGAAACCCUUUAACCAGACUUUGACGGAGUGGAGACAAUUCUUUUACAAUCCGCAGAAUGGACAAUUCAUGGGGCGAACGGCGAGCAGCUGGGAAUAUGAAAACAAGCAGAAUCGAAACAUAGCAUGCGAGCCUGGAAGUUUUUUUAUACAAGACGACAGGAAGGAAAAGGCAGCAUGCUUGUUUAACCGCUCUUUGCUUGGAGAGUGUUCAGGCCUCAACGACACAGAUUAUGGGUAUUCUACAGGCAGCCCAUGUGUACUGGUGAAAAUGAACAGAAUUAUUGGAUUGAAGCCAAAUGGUCAGCCUACUGUUAACUGCACAUACAAGACUGAAACAGAUGACAGAUUGCAAUUCAAGUAUUUCCCUGAAGGUGGAACGUUUGAUCUGAUGUAUUUUCCAUACUACGGUAGGAAAGUCCAGCCGACUUAUGUACAGCCUUUAGUUGGAGUGAAGCUGCUCAUUGGCAAUAACAGAAAAGACAUAUCAAUUGAGUGCAAGAUUGAAGGGAGCCCUAGUGUCAAAAAUUCAGACGAUCGAGAUAAGUUCUUAGGACGGGUAGCCUUCAAAGUAACUGUCAUUGAAUAACACCAAUGAGAAAUCUGCAUGAUGCCAACAUUGUGUUGUAAAUUUUAUUUUUUAACUAGUUGGAUCUGCCAUUCUAGGAUGUGAGACCACUUUGAAAAGGGGAGUGUGGCAGCUGGCAUUACGGCAGCAUGAGAAAGAUGUGCUUCCAGAUAUUAUUGUUAUAAAUUUCCCCCCUCUUGGUAGCUGCUUAGUGUGCAUCAUCUGCCCCCCCUCCUGAUGGACCAGUUUACAAAUGUUUUAAAACAUGCCAUAUUAGGGACUUGUAAAUAACUGUAUUUAGUAAUGUACAAUGGUGGUCUUUGUCCUGUUGUGAUGUGGUUUUACUCAGUGUGAGUGUCUGAAGCAUAAUGUGCUGUUGCUGUGUACACAUUCUUUGGUUAUAGCACUGGUAACCUGCCGUGUAUAAUGUCAGAACUGUUUUAGGAAUCAGUCACGCAAAAUAAUAGUACCUGACCAAGAGUGAAUCAUUUUACCGACCCUACAAGAAAUGUGUUUUGUGCAGAUGCCUUAAAAUGUGUAUGAAACAUGAAAUAAACUGGUUUUAAAGAACUGUGUUUGUCUAAUUUAUUGUAUUCAGCUGUUGAAUACUGCUGCUUUCUGCUCUGCUGUAUGGUGUUUGAUUUUCUUUUUUCACUGACCUGCUAAUACUUUCAGGCAUCAGAAAGAUGGUAGUAUUUCAGGGUAAUUUGCUGUAAUGGCCUAUUCCAAUAUGUAAGAAGCCUGCCACAUUGUUAUGCGGAAAGUAUGUCCAUUUGGUCAUAUUAUAGUUAUUUGUCUUUCUUCAUGCUAUUUUCACUGCACUGUAUAUACUGAAAUGUGUUGACAGGAUAUAUUUAUUAUAAAUAUAAGUAUUUAGUCUGGGUCAAAUGAUCUGUCUGCUUUAGUUCAUAUUAAACUGAAGCAUCAAAAUCAGUAGUAUUGUACUGCAUCUCCAUUUUAAGAUGUCCUCUUUGCAUCAGUAGUUAACAUUUUAUUUUGUUUUUUAGGAAAGCAUUUCAAAGACAUUUUGUUUAUUGUUGCCUAACACUUUGUGUCUUAUUUAUUGUCACUCUGCCAAAUAAUGCUUUCAGAAUUGGAUUGUUUUUGUCAUUAUGAAAUUACUGAUAUGGGCAUAUGGAAAGAAAAAUAUGGAUGCUUCAUAUUUUUUUAUAAAAUUUAUCCAGUAAGGCAUUUGUCUAACAGACUAUAUUAAUGUCAGUGUGAUCAUCAGUUGGAAAAUAUUUGGAUGUUAAAACAGUAUGAAGGUACAAGUGUCAAUCUUCAUAAAAGUAUAAAAGGGAUUUAUUCCCGCCCUGAUGUAAAAGCCAUUUUUGUUAACCACAACUGUAGUUAAACUAUGAUAAAAAUGAAAAAUAAAAUCAAGGUUUCUGUUGCCUUUCUGUUGUAAAUGUGA
This is a messenger RNA of Protopterus annectens (West African lungfish), 2190 nucleotides long. Its product is annotated as sodium/potassium-transporting ATPase subunit beta-3-like. NCBI's taxonomy places the organism in Eukaryota, Metazoa, Chordata, Ceratodontiformes, Protopteridae. Gene Ontology annotation, molecular function: ATPase activator activity. Gene Ontology annotation, biological process: intracellular potassium ion homeostasis; potassium ion import across plasma membrane; sodium ion export across plasma membrane. Gene Ontology annotation, cellular component: sodium:potassium-exchanging ATPase complex. The record is from RefSeq and is a predicted model, not a curated record.